ACACACUGCUAUCGGGGAGACACAUUGGCAGCGGCAGGAAGUGGGAUGCAGAGCGAUUCCUGGAAAGGAGGGAUGUUUGCAGGUUAGGAUGCUCUGAGGGCCCCCCCCCCCCAUUUUGGAAGCCCACCCCCCUGAUACUGCUCAUGCUCACAGUAUCUCACCCCCCUCCCUCAGCAUCCUGUGUGUCUCUGGCAGCAUCUCUCCUCCAGGGCUGGCGACACGCCGGGAUCACCAUGGCAGAAGGCGAUGACUUACAGGCGUUCACCUCAAUCAUGGAUGCUCUGGUCAGGAUCAGUACCAGUAUGAAGAAUAUGGAGCGUGAGCUCUUGUGCCCAGUGUGCAAGGAGAUGUACAAACAGCCCGUCAUUCUGCCGUGUAAGCACAACGUGUGCCAGGUAUGCGCCAGCGAGAUCCUGCUGAAAAGAGGGUACGUCUGUGACCCCAACUCCGAGCCAAACUCGCCAGCGUCAUCCCCUUCUGCGCGGAGCCCCCGCAUAGGCCGGAGAGUGGUGCCCAAGCAGGAGCGGCUGAUCAAGUCAGGGUUCGGCACCUAUCCGGGGAGAAAGCGCGGUACUGCGCAGUCACAGACGGUCCUCUUCCCGUGUCCUUUCUGUCAGCAUGACGUGGACCUGGGGGAGCGGGGCCUGGGGAACCUGUUCCGGAACCUGACGUUGGAGCGAGUGGUGGAGCGGUACCGGCAGACGGUGAACAUUAGCUCAGCCAUCAUGUGCCAGUUCUGUAAGCCGCCCCAGCAGGAGGCCAGCAAGGGCUGCACGGAAUGUCGGGCCAGCUUCUGUAAUGAAUGCUUCAAACUCUACCACCCCUGGGGCACCCAGAAAGCUCAGCACGAGCCCACCCCUCCCACACUCACCUUCAGGCCCAAGGGUCUCACAUGUCCGGACCAUAAGGAGGAGGUGAUGCUAUACUGUAAGACGUGUCAGCGACUGGUUUGUCAGAUCUGCAGAGUGCGCCGGACACACAGCAGCCACAAAAUUACCCCAAUGGUCAGCGCCUACCAGGCCCUAAGGGAUAGACUGGGUAAGAGCAUCGCCUACAUCAUGGGGAGUCAGCUGAUUGUCCAAGGGCAGAUAAGUGAGCUGGAAGAGAGCAUGAGACAUACUGAGCUGAACGGGGCCAAAGCUCUGGAGGAGGCUCUGCAGCUUAUCGGAGCUCUGCGCUCCGUCCUCGAUGAGAAGCAAGCGGCGCUGACCCGGGACAUUGCGGAGCGUCAGCGCGAGCGGCGCUGCGUCCUGGAGGCCCAGGUGUGGGAGCGCCAGGCGCUGUUGGAGAACUCUGGGCUGGUGAGCUACGCACAGGAGGUGAUGAAGGAGACGGAGCAGCCAUGUUUCAUCCUUGCAGCAAAGCAGCUGCACGAACGCAUCAUCCGCGCUAUAGAGUCUGUCCAGAGCUUCCGGUCAGCGGCCUGCGCCCCUCUUCCACCAUUCAAGAUGGACGUCAGUAGAGAGCUGAAGUUGCUUACGGAGCUGAACUUCGUCCGAGCACCAGAUGCUCCAGUCAUCGACACGCAGCGCACAUACGCGUAUGAUAAGAUCUACCUGAGCUGGCGCCUCCCCCAGGAUUCCCCGCCUGCCUGGCACUACACGGUGGAGUACCGGAAAACGGACCCCAAACACAAUGCCCUGAAGCUCUGGCAGCGGCGGGAGGAAAUCUGGAGCCUCAGCACCAUCCUAGAAGGACCAGACACUGACAGCGUCUAUGUGCUGAGGGUAAAAGGCUACAACAAGGCUGGAUAUGGGGAGUACAGCGAGGACAUUUACCUGCACACACCACCUGCACCAGUGCUGAACUUUUUCCUGGACAGCAGCUGUGGGUUCCCACGAGACCGGCUGGUGGUCAGUAAAGACCGGAGGGCGGUACGUAGUGUACCCGGUGUACCCAUGCUGUUUGCCGCUGAGCGCCUAAUGACGAGCUGCCACGUCUCCAUGGAGCUGGUACUGGGGGACGUGGCCAUCACGCAGGGUCGCUACUACUGGGAAUGUUCCGUGGACCCCAGUUCCUAUGUGGUGAAAGUGGGUGUGGGACAGGAGAAUAAGCUGCAGGAGCUAUUCCAGAUGCCUCAGGACGUGGUCAGCCCGAGUAGGUACGAUCCAGACAGCGGCCAUGACUCCGGGGCAGAAGAUGCCACCAUGGAUGUAUCGCCAGCCUUCUGCUUCCUGACCAUUGGUAUGGGGAAGAUUCUUCAGCCACACGGGUCUAUGCCAACUUCCCGGGACCCCUCUGGCUGCACCGUUCCCCUACCUCCGCGGCUGGGCGUCUUCCUUGACUAUGAGAAGGGUCGAGUGGCUUACUUUGAUGCUGUGUCCCACCGUAGUCUGUGGGAAGGCAGCGUGGACUGUUCCGGACCGGUCUGCCCUGCGUUCUGCUUUAUCGGGGGAGGCGCCCUACAACUGCAGGAACUGGUAUCCAUCAAACACGAGCGUAAGGUCAACAUUGGGGGCUUUACCAAAGUAGAGUGACGCCACGCAUUCAUACAAGGGACGUACUGGUGCCCCCAUCCUACGGGGGGGGGACACUAAAGCCCUGUGCGCACAACCACCAGGAGAAUAAACUGGUGUCCAUCAAACAUCGCUCAAGUUAUCUUCUCCAGAGCAGAGGUCCCUUGGUGGCUGCUCCUCGGUGGCACAACAUCUUCAGUCUCGUCAAGUGGAGGCUCAAAGCCAAGUGGCAGAAGAUAAUAAUGUAUGCAGAUUGCUGCACAGGGAGAAUAUUGGAAUGAUCUGGACCAAGGAGGCACGGUAGCAUCGCUGUACAUGGUGACAUUUAUCUCUGUGGCCUCUCAGGCCGAUGUCCUUGUCUAAGCACCCUUCUGUCUCCCUCCAUCCGGGCUGGACCCACUGUGACCUCCCCACCCCCCAGCUCUAGUCUAGUGCUCAGUACAACCGCUCCCCACCACUUUCUAUGCUCUUUUCUAGGGGGAGGAACGUCUUCCCUUUUCUACACUUGGCCCAAGCUCGGCCCACCACACACAAGCGGACCACUUUCUCUAUGUGACUGCACACGCUAGCUGAGAAUGCAUGAUACAGGCAUGCACACCCACACACACACACACGCAUGUACAUUCUGAGCUCAGACGGAGGCCCCGGGCGGUGGUAGGACGCAUGUUCCUGUAUGUGCAGGGAUUAGUGGGUUGUCCGUCUCUGUGUCACCCAUCAUCAGCAAUGUCUGCGGCGGAGGAAUACAGGAAGCGCACGUGUGGCUCGAUUUGAUGGGAGCACCCAGGGGGGGCAAUGCUGUGGAUGGGUUAUGAUCUCCCAUCAUGCCACAAUGCGUGGGUGAGUGCAGACGAGGCUGAGCAGGGGCCAGGCUCAUUUCCAUAGAUCACUAUUAAACACACCACACAUGGCAGACAAUGGCCGGCUUGUGUAGGAAAUUCAGAGAUAAUAACAUUAAAAAUAAAGAGGAAAAGUUU
Molecule: messenger RNA, 3430 nt
Organism: Pseudophryne corroboree (corroboree frog)
Lineage: Eukaryota; Metazoa; Chordata; Amphibia; Anura; Myobatrachidae
Gene: TRIM46
Product: tripartite motif containing 46
Exons: 10
Coding region: 144-2477 (777 amino acids)
Biological process (GO): neuron migration; axonogenesis; microtubule bundle formation
Cellular component (GO): main axon
Molecular function (GO): zinc ion binding; protein binding
Source: RefSeq, a predicted model, not a curated record